Molecule: messenger RNA, 6651 nt
Organism: Brassica rapa (field mustard)
Lineage: Eukaryota; Viridiplantae; Streptophyta; Magnoliopsida; Brassicales; Brassicaceae
Biological process (GO): proteolysis
Molecular function (GO): cysteine-type peptidase activity
Source: RefSeq, a predicted model, not a curated record
UUUCAAAAGAUAAAAUGCUAUUUUGGUCAUUUUAGUUUUUGAGUGCUAUUUUUGUGAUAUAAACUUAGAAAGGUGCUAUUUUGGAGAUUUGCCCUUUUUUAUUCCAUAUUAUUAAUAUAUAGUGAUUUUUAUUUAUUUUUGUUACUAGAUAGUGAUUUUUUAAUACAUUUAACUUUUUAUUAGUUUUUUACUUACUGCUAUAUUUCAAGUUAAGUACAAUAAACUAUAUUAUUAUUUGAUUUAUAUAUUUUGUAUAUAACACAUUUUAAAUUAAUUUAUAUUAUACUUUUGACAUCUAUCCUUUUAGUAUUUUACAGAAUUUAGAAAUAAAAAUUCUGUUCUGUUCAAAUAAUGCAGCUCUAUUGUUUUAGUAAUUUUUAUGCAUAGUAGCAUAUAUCAUAUUAUUUAAGAAAAUUUAUAAUUUAAAUUUGAUUUUUCUUUAAUAUUCUAAAUGAAUUACCAAAACUUCAAAGUUUACUAAUAACAUGUUUUUAAAUAGUAUAUGAACUAAAGUUUAUUAUAUACUAUUAUAUUUUGUAUUUAAACAUUUUUAAACAAUAUAUUGUUGAUAGUUUUAAAACAAUUUUACGUCAAUCCAUUCAAUCUGGUGAUUAGAAAAGAUAUUACAUAGUUUACGAAUAAAUUUAUUUUUAGAUAAUAUAUAGUUAUAGAUAUAAGAGUUUAGCCUAUGUUAAUAAAUUUAUUUUUGUAAACAAUAUUAUAUAGUUUACAAAUUAUAACUCAUUUUAAUGAUGAGUGCUAAUUUAUUAAAAUUAAACAUUUAAAAUAUAUAUAUAUAUUUUACUUAUUUAUUACAAUUUGUAGACCAAAAAGACAAGCCAAAUUACAUAUUAGAAGACGCCAAAAAUAUAUUAAUUAUAAUGUUCAUACUACAAAAUACAACUCUAUUAUAUCGUAUUGGACAUUCUUGUGUAAUUCCAAUAGCAAUUACAAUUUUGCAGGAAGUUAUGUAUUUCAGAUAAGAACGUGGUAAGCAAUGUAAGAAUAUCUAUCUAUAUAGUCAAUGAUAUAAAAUUUGUAUUAAGAAGUUAGCUAACUAUACUAUUAGAAGUUUUGUAGGUAAGACAACUGUAAUUUCGUAUGAAUUUCUUAUGCUUUGUAUGAAUGAUAUUGUUUUGGUUGCACUCGCAGACCUAAUAAUUUUACAAAAAAAGUAUGUACAUAUAUUAUCAAUUCAAACAACAUUAGAAUAAAUUUUUUUUAUAUUUAUGAAAUAUUUAAUAAUUAACGGAAUAUUAAUUUAAAUAUAUUAUAACUUUGUAAUACUGGUGAAUGUAUGUCCUUGCUUAAAAUCACAUGUUUUACAGUGAUAUCUCACAUGCAACACAUUCCUCAAAGAAUCCACCAACUUCAGGAAGUAAUUUCAGUGCGCCCUAUCACGGUUUGUAUAAGAAGUGUUUGGGACAUCAGAAAACACCAAGCGGAUAAUACUAAAAUUUGCAUCGGCUUCAUGUGCUACGACCACCACAUAAGCCUUUUAUUAAAACUUUAACAUAUACAUAUAUAUGUGUUCCCAAUCCAACAUAUUUGGUUUAAAAUACUCACUACUUACUUAAUUGGUUCGGCACAUCAAAAUUUGUUCACAUUCAGGGACAACUAUUUAGAAGGUCGGUUCACCGGAAACAUUCAGCCAAAUGAUCCAAAAAAUUUAACCGAGGAAGAUAUAUUUGAAUUUUCAGGAUUUUCUGUCAUACAUAAUUCACGACAUCGAAAAAUCACCCAACUGCCGUAUUACAUUCAGAUCGAUCAAAAGACAAUAACAUCGAAAGUUACAGACAUUGGUCCAAUAUUUUCAGUUCACAAUUUCUCUCCUCAGAAUUACAAAAUCUAUUGUGCUUAGCCACUACACCCACCUACUUACCAGGCAAGUAAGUCAGCCCAAUAUCAAUUAAACAAAUAUGGAUGUUCAUUCUAACUCAUAAUCAAUAUGCAGAUGUCGUCGGUCAGAUACUCAUAAUACAAAAAAUAAAUCCGUACUACCCAGAAUUCAAUAUUGAUGCCACAAUUGGUCUACGACUGAACAUGUAAGUCUAACACAGUAGGUAAAACGAAAUCAUAAUUCUCUUCAUACAUACACCUCUAUCUCAGGUCGACAAUUGUUAAACUCAUACUGCGCGACAAGCAAGCGGCAGAUUUUAGCAUCCUACAAAACAAGAAGAAUAGGAAAUUUAAAGUUGUUAUCAUCACAAGCAUAAUUCCUAUACUUUUCCAAGGUAAAUAAUUUUGUUAAACACAUCAAAACAUAAUACAUAUCUAAUUUUUUUUUAUCAACAGAACAAUAAUAUUCAAUAUUUUUCAGGCAAACUACUACUCAGUUCAUCACCAGCAACAAAAUUUCUAAUUCAACAAAUCAAUUGAUUACAUAAAGCAUUUCAAAAGGCGAAUAAGAAAUCAUGCAGAAGCAUGCAGGAAAGAGUGACUUUAAUUCAUGCAUCAUCCAUAUUAUUAUGAGAAAAUUACUAGAAUGUUACGCAUUUUAUGGUUUAUUACUAGAAUGUUGUACAUCUUUGUUUUAUUACUAGAAUGUUUUCUCUUUCCUAGUAAUUUACAAUAAGGGGCUUUUGUUAUGUUUUAUUUUCUGAAACUAAUUUUAAAGAUCAAAGCCACAUCAGUUAUUAAAAAUCCACAUCACAUCAGUUAUUUUCUGAAACCAAACCGUCUCUAUCACUAUCACUAUCAUACAUACGGUUUUGUCAAAAAAAAAAAAAAAGAACACGAAGAACUGUGUUGUGUCGAAGAAGGAACCGCAAACCGAAAUCCUCUCACCCUUCGAAACCCUCGUCGACAUUGUUCUUUACUUCUUCGAACUCUCUCUAACUCUCUGUCGUUGAACUCUCUAUAACUCUCUGUCGUUGAACUCUGUCUCGUCGGAGUUUUUAGAAACCGUCGUCUGUACGAAAUCGCCUUCACCGCAUUCUCAUCAACGAGUUCAUCUUUUCCGAUGGAUGUUAGUCAAGUCGAACCACGUGAUUACCCUCCAAGACUUUACCCUUCUAACCUAGAAGGUAAAGAUAUCAAUCAUAAUUUCCGUGCAGGACAUUUCCCCCACAUUAAAGAAACAAUAGGACUCGAUGUGUGGGAAGAACUGGUGAACUCUCCCAUUGGAGUAGUUGCUAGGCUACUUUCACGCGAAAGCAUUUGGUCUGGUAGGACCGUACACUAUCUGCUAUGUAGACAGCUGCGAGUGCAUAAAAAGGAGAUAUGGUCUGUUGUGGUUGAUGAUGUUAUCAGGUUUAGCUUGCUCGAGUUUGGUGAGAUCACUGGGUUAAACACAGGUCCAUUGCCAACAGAAAGUUUUGAACCUGAUCAAUACAAAGAGUUUUGGGAGGAGUUGAAGGUGCCGCUUGGGAUGGGACCCAAGUAUGAUGAGCUGAAGGCAGCAUUAGAGUUCUGUCCUGGUUGGAGUUUUGAAAAGCGUAAGUGGUUGGGGAUGUUAUUUCUUCAAGCCAUGGGACUGUACUGUUUGCAUCACAAUUCAAGGAUACCCUUUCAAAGUGCAAUAAGGGUAUUCGACGAUGAAGCCAUGAGGUCGUAUCCAUGGGGUCGGACUGCAUACGAAGUUCUUGUUGACUCUCUGAAAACACUGUCUCCAGAUGGAAAGUCAUACACAGUAAGCGGCAUGAAGGACGUUUUAUUGGUUUGGGCGUAUGAGUCCAUCGUCUGUUUCGGUGAGAAGUUUGGGAGAGUGGUCAACAAUGAAGACGUUCCUCUUUUGCGAUGGGGUGGAAGGCGUACACGUUCAAGUUUUGAUACUGUCUUGUCUGACGAAAUCAAAGAUCAUGGCGAGGUCCGUUUGAGGAGAAUGGUUAUGAAGGAGUCAAUUGAAGAGAUGUUUCCUGUAUGGUCGGAUGAACCUGACGACCCACAACUCGUUAGGUUGGUAGAAGACAUACACGCAGGUAGAUACGUGAAAGGUUUCUGGGAAGUACAGAGGGAUGAGCAGGGGAAGGGGAAUGAGAAGAAGAAGAAGAAGAAAACGAAGGGAGUUUCAUCAGAAGCUGAGCCAUCAACAAAGAAGCAGAAGAAAGAAGCUGCUGAAACGAGAAAGGGUUCUAGCGAGGAGGAAGCUGUAUUGGACAAAGCGACUCUGACGAAUCUUGUGAGUGCUCUGCAGAAUAUUUCAGCAAAAUUUGACGCUUACGAUUUUGACCGGAACCGGCCAGUGAUGGACGAGAAGACCCUAGAUAACGUGGUGAAAGCUGUAGUGCAGCAGAGUCUGAAAGUUUUGGGGGAAAGGAAAAUUCCCGACAACGAUGCUAAACUCUCCUCCGCCGGCGUAGAAAAAUCUUUAUCGGUGACAUCAUCACCUCGUAGGAGGUCGCCACCGGAAAAGUCGGACAAAAGUCCAGUGGUAGAACCGCAGGCCCAGGAGGAGAAGUCUGUAAAAACUCCAGUGACAGAACCGCGGCAGCAGAAAAAGCCUGUCAAAAGUCCAGAGCCGCCGCAGCAGAAAGAGAAGGCUGUCAAAAGUCCGGUGCCGCCGCAGCGGAAGGAGAAGGCUGUCAAAAGUCCGGUGCCGGCGCAGCAGAAACAGCAGAAGUCAGUCAAAAGUCCAGCGUUAGCUGAGACCCCUGCAAAGAAGAAUUCGGAGCUUGAGAAGGAUACAGUGGUGAGAAGGAUUUUGGGUGAUGAUUUUAAUGAAAUUGAUUUCAUCAGUGUUUCUCCUGCAAAGAUUACUAAGGAUGCUAAGGAUGGUAAGGAUGCCAACGUUCCAGCCUAUGGACGCGGCUUACGGGGCAAGGCCAAGCGUACUGUUACUGUAAAGGAUGAGGCUAUCGAGGAUAAGAAAAAAGCACAGCGGGCAGAGGCUGCGUUGAAGAGGAAGGAGAAGCAAGAGGCUAAGAAAAAAGAGAACGAGGAGAAGAAACAGAAGAGAAAAGCGGCUGAGUUACAAAAGAAACAAGAGGCUGGGUUACAGAAGAAAAAGAAGGAAGACGAGGCUGAGUUACCGAAAAAAAAGAAGGAAAAAGAGGCUGAGUUACCGAAGAAGAAGAAAGAAGAAGAGGCUGAGUUACAGCGGUCUGAGGAAUGUGUUGUGACCAACGACGAAGUUCUUGCGGAAGAUAACGCAUUGGCGGCGGAGUCUGAUGUCGAGCCAGCUGAAUUGAUUAGAUCUUCCGUGAUAAAGGAACUUCGGGAGAAAUCAGUUAAGUUAUCUCCACAAGGGUUUUCAUUGACGAACCUUGAUUCAGCACCAGAUUUUCCGUACAUUGGAGACAAUGGACAGACGACUUGCAUGAGGAAGAACAUUACGCCUUCAUCAGUAAUAUACGACCCUUGCGCACCUGUUGAUCCGGCGCGACUGGAAAAACUGAAGCAACACAUUAAGGCAAUUCCACCCAAACCACCAGCACCUAAAGAUAAACCAGAAGAACCCUCAGCUGAUCAUGAGAGUGACUUCUACAGCAUACUCAUGCAUGAAAGACCGUGGCCUGACAAAGAAUAUGGAUGGGUGUUUGAUAAUCAUAUCGCUGCGUAUAUGAACGUCCUCAUACAAAGGUCCAUGCGAGAUCCCACUCCAUUCUGGUCCAAGCGGAUUGGUUUCAUAGACCCUUGGUUGUUAAGUUCUUGGGCUUCCCUCGAUUACAGGCAGUUCAGGAUGAAACCUGCUUCGUUCAAGUUCAAAGACUGUGGUUAUGAAGCGUUGGUAAACGGGAGAUUCCCCGAAGAAUUUACAACAAACUUGAAGUGGUAUGCAGAUGUGGAUCACGUGUACGGAUGUCUUCAAACCGGCGGUAAUCACUGGGUGGCGUUUCACGUGGAUCUGAUCAAGGAGAAGAUAGAUUGCUACGAUCCAAUCUAUGGAGAGUCAACACCCGAAAGUGAGCAAAAAAUGCUAAAUGCUUUUAGACCUCUACUGGAGAUGCUUCCCUGGAUGUUGAAUGAGCUUAUUCCUGCCGAUCUCCGAAAGCAUUCUAGGAAGAGGUUCGCAUUCAGACGGAGGAGCAAAAGAUACAUUCCACAAAACAACAUGUCAGGUGAUUGUGGGGUUUAUUCGUUGAAGUUUGUGGAGUGUCUAGCGCUUGGUGUAACUUUUGAUGGCAUAAACGAUAGUAAUAUUCAAGGGUUACGGGUGAAGAUGGCAGCAGAUAUCCUCGAGGAAGGAGGAAAUGUUGGAAUGAACAAUUUGUUUUCAUAAUGAAACUGUGUUUGUUUGUGAACCUGUGUUUGUUGUUAUGUUAACUAUUUGACUUUGGAUAACUGCUGUAAUAACUCAGUCGUAUCGAUUAGUAAUACUCAGCCAGUACUCAUUGAUAACUCAGUCAUACCUCAAACAUACCCUAGAAUCAAAAUAAUUAAUAAUUUUUCAUUCGAAUGUUAUAUAUAAAGUCCAAUUAUCAAAAUAAUUAAUAAUAACUCAAUGUGUGAGCAUGAUCUUUGUUGACUAUACGAGUUUGGAAUCGAUUAUAAUCUUGAGGUAUAUGUUGUCUCUUACGAGUACCUAAAACUCUAGGCAGUGAUAUGAGGUGUGAGCAUGAUUCAAAACACGUAAACUGUUAUUGUGUUAUUUAUUAUGAAUUUGUGAUAUUUAUCAUAUCUUGUGGUUCGUACAUCAUAAAUCAUAACCCUAAACAAUCUUAUUCGGAACCCAAACCCUAAAUAACUAAACCCUAUACCCUAAACGGCAAA